Molecule: messenger RNA, 3480 nt
Organism: Polychytrium aggregatum
Lineage: Eukaryota; Fungi; Chytridiomycota; Chytridiomycetes; Polychytriales
Product: armadillo-type protein
Exons: 19
Coding region: 140-3250 (1036 amino acids)
Biological process (GO): protein import into nucleus
Cellular component (GO): nuclear membrane; cytoplasm
Molecular function (GO): small GTPase binding
Source: RefSeq, a predicted model, not a curated record
CCUCGGUCUCGAUCGAUCCAACACUGCUCUCGACACCGCUCGACACCGCUCUCGACACCGCUCUCGACACUGCUCGACAUCGUCCUUGGCUCCAGCACGGCUGCAUCUCCACCGGUCCCCGUCCCCGCAGCACAGAGACAUGGAAGCGCUAUCGCAGACAGUGGCCCAGGCCCAGGAUAUUAUCACCCGUCUGUACACGCACAAUGUCGAUCCGGCCUUUGUGCAGUCUGCCCAGCAGUGGCUCGAAAAUCUCCAGAAGGAUCCGAUGGGCUGGGAUGUGGCCCUUGCCCUGCUCCAGUCGCCCUCAGCCCAGUGCCAAUAUUUCGGUGCCCUGACGCUGCAAGUCAAGUUCUCCCAUGAUUGGAAAUCGAUCCCUGAAGACAGCAUCGAGCGUUUCCGGUUGCGAGUGAUUGAAGCCAUCAUCCAGCUGUCGCCCGGCCCGAAGUUUGUCACAACCAAGCUCUGUCUCGCUUUGACAGCCUAUGCGUUCAACGCCUUCCCGUCGCACUGGGAUAGUUUUAUCAGGUCUUUCGAUCAAGAGAUCAACAGCGCCAUCGAGCAGUGUCCGGUCGAGGAGGGCAAGGUGGCUCUCGAGCUGUCGCUGCUCGAGUUCCUGACUGUCCUGCCGGAGGAGAUGCAAAAUGCACAUAUGAUUCCGACACGAAAGUCCGUCUUCGAAAACGAGCUGUCGUCUUCCACCGGCGUGGUUCUUGCGACGUUGCAGAGAAUCCUAUCGCUCCCGAUUGCUGAAGGCAUCUCCCAGCCCAUCCUGAUGCUCAAGCAGUCAGCGCUGGGAUGUCUGCGGAACUGGAUCUCGCACAUCAUUUUCGCGCAAUCAGCGACGUCGGUAAACGUUAUUCUCGACCUGGUGAUCCCGCACCUGUCUUUCCCGGGCACUUUUGAGCGAUCGGCCGAUGCCUUGGUCGAAUUGAUCUCGUUCCGCACCAUGGCUGCCUAUGAAAAAACGAUCUGCAAUUUCAUGAUGGGCAUUCUCACCAAAGGCUGGCUCAGGAACGAGCUCGAGCGCGCGAUCCGAGAGACGGACGAGCACACUGCCAAGGUGAUCUGCAACAUUCUUGUCGAGCUGGGACUGAACUUUACCCCGUACUUUGUCAAGAACUUUCUCCGGGACGACGUCCAGGUCUUCUACGAGAUGAUCCUGGCCUGUACCAACUUUGAAGGGUACUAUGCAGGCGACCAGGAGCUGUCUGCCCUCACGCUCGAGUUUUGGGCCAUCUUCUGCGAAACCCUGCUGGAUCCUCGGAUCAUUCAGCGGCCCGGUGUUGAGGAAGACGGCCUUGAGGAUCUCAUCACCGACCCCGUGACCGGAGAGCCUGUGCUGAGCGCCACGAACCUGCACCCGUCCGACGCCGAUCGAGUCUUUGCCAAGCAUACGCCGGUGCGAAGUCCAGCCGGUGCAACCGAGAGCGAGUCGAUGCGUAUCUUUGAGGCCGCCAAGGUCCUCCUGGUGCGUGCCGUGGUCGCAUGGAUGAGCAAGAUUACAUUCCCAGAGGAUGAAACGUGGAAUGAGUGGAACUCUGACACCAAAAACAAGUUCAAGGUGUUCCGUAAAGACUGUGGCGAGAACUUUUUGCACGCCUUCUAUAUCUUGCGCGAGGAUCUGUAUGGGGUCUUUGUUCCUUUGGCAGAGCAGCAGAUUCUGGAUCUGAUGGAGGGCAGGCAGAGCAAAUGGCAGCCACUAGAGGCUACGCUCUAUGCCAUCCGUGCUGUCAGUGAAGCAGCGGACGUCAAUGAGAGCGUCUAUCUUCCCCGCGUAUUUGGCAAAGGUGUUCUCGAAGCCCUCCUGCUGGUGCCCGCUGGCCAGCUCUCGCGCGUCAAGUACACAAUGUCUUUGCUGAUUGGCGCCCACUCGGACUGGCUGAGCUCGCAUCCCGACGCUAUCCUCAACUCGGUCAACUUCCUGCUGAUGGGCCUCAGCCAGCCGGACAUUGCACCUGGUGUGGCCGAGGCGCUCAAGAGUACUUGCAACAGCUGCAAGUUCGGCAUGGUUGAGGGCAUCGACUCGCUAAUUACCAUCUAUGGACAGAUUGGUCCCUCGCUCCAGAUGCGCGAGAGAACAAAGGUGCUGGAAGCGAUCUCGUCUGUCAUCCAGGCGAUGCCGCAGCAGCAGAGCGUCAUUUACCUGAUGAACAUGCUCAUGAACAUUGUUGGCGACAUCAAGGCAAUCCUGUCCAUGGCGGCUCAGCUCAUGCCAGAGCAAUUGCACGAGCAAGUCGGCACCCAGAUUCGAUACAUGCAGAGCUGCUGUCGUGGAGUCCAACCAAUCUAUGUGGUCGAGGGCGACGAAGUCACCCAGAAUAUGUUUUCGGCUGAGCAACUUGAGCAGCAGCGCCAGAUCAGUGCCCUCGUAUGGGAGGUCACGUUAGAGCUUUUCCAACUAUUUGGCGAUGUGGAGCCAAUCGUAAAUGCCCUCUGCACGUUCAUCGAACAGACCCUGAGAGCAGCGCUGCCCUUGUUUGCCAGCGAUCCCCUGCGCCUGGUCGAUGUGCUGACAGCCCUGUUUGACCAGCACUCCCAUGCGUGUAUCUUGCAAUGCGGCACAACACUGAUCUCACACUUGGACGAAGAAUGGAGCACGCCCCAGGUGCUCAUGGACACGACCCAGCCUCUGUCCAAGCUGCUGCUGUCGUUCACCAACUCGAUCGUUCGCAUCGUAAACAACGCCGAGGUCAUGAUGGACAGGUCCGAUGUCGUGGCCAAGUACUUUGCGCUGCUGACGGAGAAUCUUCGCCGAUACGGACGGGUCAUGCUGAACUUCCCGCCGGAUCACCUGAACCACAUUUUCAUGGGGAUGGUGGUUCAAGGACUUUCACUCUCGGAUGCAUUUGUUCUGCAUGUCCUUGCUCGUUUCUUGGUCGAGUUCAUCGGCUCGAGCGUCGACGAGGGCCUUGCCGGGCUCGUGUCGGCAGUUGUUGGGCAGAUCGGAGAGUCCUUGAUCCGCGAGAUUGUCACGUGCGUUGGCGGUCGGUCUCCCCCGUCGACCUUUGACGAGUUUUCCCGGAUUCUGUUCAAAAUGGUGUCCAAGUAUCCGGAGCCCACGCGCCAGUGGCUGCUGCAGUGCCUGAGCCCAGACGGCUUCCCGACCGCCAAGAUCACGAAGCGCGAGAAGGAGCAGUUUGCGAAGCAAGUGCUGGGAACGAGGGACCUGGACCGCUUCAAGCGUGCCGUCAAGGACUUUGGUCUCAAGAGUCGCGGCUACGAGAACACGGCAUUCGGUCGAUCCAUCUGAGCAGAUCGUAUCGUAUGGGUCCAAGUCUCGACACGGUCGUAUGGCUGUCGCCAUGGUAUUCAGCGUCUGCAAGCCGAGACGAGAUGCUCCUGCUCCAAGGCCGGCGGCUACCCUUGUCCUGGUCCUGAAUAUACACCUUCGUGCCGAUCGAUACUGCGUGGCGGUAUUUGCGACGCAGCCGUGAACAGAGACCAGAUCAUCCGUCUGCCAAAAGAGUUGCCUGGUGGACC